Ostertagia ostertagi is the source of this 396-nucleotide messenger RNA. The record is from the annotation of a GenBank genome assembly. Lineage: Eukaryota; Metazoa; Nematoda; Chromadorea; Rhabditida; Trichostrongylidae.
AUGGUGCCGAAUAUAACUAAAGGAUGGCCCACUCCGACAGAAAACGAGUUCACCGAAAGAAAACGUAUGCAGAGAAUAUUCCAGAAAGCAGUCGAACAUCAAUCUGUCUACUCGCCAGACUCUCCCUGGCCUGUUCGCAUUUCGAUGGUUUUGAUCGCGAUUGUGAUGGUACUGCUCGUCGCGCCAAUACCGGUGCUUGUAACCACAGGAUCAGUGUGCUAUUUACGCAGCUACCAUCCCAUGGACAGGUCGACAUUCUCAGAAUGGGUCGGACAACUUUGCGUAGUGCUGGCAACAAUCCUGCUCUUCUUCACUCCAUGUCUCUACAUCUAUCUGGACGUGAUUCUCGUUUAUAUUCACGUCUACUAUUCAAUGUGUCCCGCAGUGCAGUUGCUG